This is a messenger RNA of Papilio xuthus (Asian swallowtail), 3567 nucleotides long. Its product is annotated as anoctamin 1. Gene Ontology annotation, biological process: chloride transmembrane transport. Gene Ontology annotation, cellular component: plasma membrane. The record is from RefSeq and is a predicted model, not a curated record. The transcript has 19 exons. The coding region runs from base 614 to 3553 and encodes 979 amino acids. NCBI's taxonomy places the organism in Eukaryota, Metazoa, Arthropoda, Insecta, Lepidoptera, Papilionidae. Gene Ontology annotation, molecular function: chloride channel activity; protein dimerization activity.
CCAACCGACAAAUGUUUGAUCAAAUCAGCAAACCACAUCUGUGUUAUCCUAUCAUUUUAUAAAAUCACUAGUUUUUGCAUAUGAUAUCGUCCGAGCAGAAUUAAAAAGACUAGUAAUAAAUAUAGCCUUUGUUAGUUUUCAAAUAGGUCCAGUUGUUUUUGAGUAUAUUCGUUACAUACAAAAAUACAAAUCUUUUCUCUUUAUAAUGUAAUAAUUUAGCAUGGUUUUUAGUUUUUAAUUAUUUUUUUUGUUCGGAGAGCAAGUAGCUCUUAAUUGCAUGAGGAUUUUCUGUAGACGUUACACAUAUUUUGUUUGUUUUUUUAUUACUUUUUUUCAAGUGUAAAAGCAUUACAAGGAAUGUCUAGUUCGAAAAGACAAAUAUACACUAUCUGUUUGACACUAGCAUUUAAUAAAACCACAAUCAAUUGAUGUUAAUGGCCGUUUCUGAUCAAUGAUGACCAUGUUAUUUGCAAUCAUAAUAUUUGAUUGGUUCAUAUAAGAGUGUUAUUCAACUUUUGCAAGAGGAAUUAUUGUAAUUCAACCUUAAAAUGUGAGUUUAUAAGUAAUAAUACGCAUUUUCGUUAAAUUAAUAACUAGGUAACCAUAACAUUUGAUGAAUGAAAUGAUUCGGUUUACAUUAAAAUAUCUAGAUAAGUACAGUAUAGGGUUGUUUAAAUUUUUCAUGGUGAAAUAUACUUUUUUUCUUAGUUAUUCGCGAUUCAACGGUAUUACGGAAAUAUCUGCAAGACAUAGUAAUGGUUUGACAUCAGAGAAGAUAUUGGGAAAUGGGACAAGGAUAGUAAUGGGUGGUAUACUAAACAACCCUUCGUUGAGCUUCAACGACGGCGUACGUACGGUGGACUUUGUGCUUGUAUGGGAGGCGGGCAAAGAGAACGCUACCACGCCGGAGGCUUUCCAGCAAAGGAAAGUAUUCGAGGAGAAUCUCGAAAAAGAGGGCCUGCAGUUGGAGAGAGAGGCACCGGAAAACUUGCAUGGAUUGCACUUUGUUAAGAUACAUGCACCACUUUCAGUUUUAAAAGACUACAGUGAAAUAUUAAAACUUCGGAUGCCGAUGAAGGAUUGCAGUAAAAUAAGAAAAAGUGGGAGGACGAAUGCAAUACUGAAUGCCGCCAUGUAUAUGUCGAAGUUUUCAGCGUUAAGAGAUGUGCACGAGAAGACGAAUACACUGUUAGAUAGAAUGCAAGCGUGCUGGGAUGGCUUCAUGUCGAAAAUUAGAGUCGACCACAAAAUGUUUCCUGAGAGAAAGCAUCGGCUAACAGCAAUAUACUCUAAGGAUAAAGAAUAUUUAUUUGAUACAGCGUCGGAUUGUUUCUGGACACCAUCAGUGCGAUCUCGUAUCGUGCAGUUCAUAUUGGAUCGUAAACGAUUCUCUGAGCGGCAGAAUGAUGACUUCGCUUUUGGCAUCGCUCGACUUAUAUCCUACAAUACUUAUAGUGCAGCUUAUCCUCUACAUGAUGGUGAUUUAAAAACUCCUGGCUCUAUGCGACAUUUGUUAUACACGGAGUGGGCGAGUGUAUCCAAAUGUAUCAAAUAUCAACCGCUGGAUUACGUCAAGGAUUAUUUUGGAGUUAAAAUUGGAUUGUACUUUGCUUGGUUAGGUUUUUAUACUCACAUGUUGAUCCCAGCAUCUAUAGUUGGUCUGAUUUGUGUCAUAUAUUCUGCUGCUACGGUAUAUUCUAACAAGCCAAGCGAAGACAUAUGCAAUUAUGCGUCAAAUAUAAAGAUGUGUCCGUUAUGUGAUUAUUUCUGCGAGUACUGGGACUUAAGAGACACGUGUCUGCAGUCACGAAUAACUUACCUCUUCGACAACUCGACAACUGUCUUCUUUGCAAUCUUUAUGAGUUUCUGGGCUGCUUGUUUUCUAGAGAUGUGGAAGCGAUAUUCAGCGGAGAUGACUCACAGAUGGGACCUGACAGGUUUCGACGUGUACGAGGAGCAUCCCAGACCACAGUACCUGGCUCGGCUGGCGCACGUCAAGAGGACACAGUUGAACGUGGUAACCGGUGUGCGGGAGCCGACGGUGCCGUACUGGCGCAUGCGUCUCCCAGCCACGCUGAUGUCGUUCAGUGUGGUGGCGCUGCUGGUGCUGCUGGCGCUGGCCACCGUGCUGGGUGUGGUGCUGUACCGCAUGUCUCUGCUCGGUGCCAGCAUCCUGCGCCGCAAUGACAAGGACCUCAUCACAUCUAACCCCAUCAUGUUCACCACUGCUACGGCUGCCUGCAUCAAUCUUGUCUUCAUUUGCAUAUUUAAUUAUGUGUACCAGUACUUAGCGGAAUGGCUGACGGAAAAGGAGCUGCUGCGAACACAAACUGAGUUCGACGAUUCGUUGACGCUCAAGAUAUAUCUGUUGCAAUUCGUCAACUACUACGCUUCCAUAUUCUACAUCGCGUUCUUCAAGGGCAAGUUUAUUGGCCGGCCCGGGGAUUACGUGAGGCUGUUUGGACAUAGACAAGAAGAGUGCGCUCCGGGUGGCUGUUUGCUGGAGCUGUCUAUCCAGCUGGCCAUCAUCAUGGUGGGCAAGCAGUUCAUCAACACUGUGGUGGAGAUGCUCCUGCCCUACCUGCUCAAGUGGUGGAACAUUAUACGUACCAUCGGAAGGAAAAACCGAAUAAAAAGUCCAAUACAAUGGGUGAAAGAUUUCAAGCUUGUCGACUUCGGAAACAUGGGUCUGUUUCCAGAGUACCUUGAAAUGGUGUUACAGUACGGUUUUGUAACAAUAUUCGUGGCUGCGUUCCCACUGGCGCCGCUGUUCGCGCUCAUCAACAACAUACUGGAGAUGCGGCUGGAUGCCAAGAAGUUCCUGACUUGUUACCGGCGGCCUGUGCCUCAGCGCGUCACUGACAUCGGCGUCUGGUACCGCAUCCUCGACUCCAUCGGCAAGCUCAGCGUCAUCACCAAUGGUUUCAUCAUAGCAUUCACAUCGGAGUUCAUUCCGCGGCUGGUAUACCAGUACUCGACUGGCUCACUGGACCAGUACGUCAACCACACGCUGGCAGACUUCAACGUCACCGUGCUCGAACAUCCGCCGCACGAGUCCAAGUAUAACCAAUCUAUGUGCAGCUAUCCCGGAUACUGGUAUUACAAAGAAGGAGACGACUACGAGCACUCGAACUGGUAUUGGCAUAUUAUUGGCGCGCGACUUGCUUUCGUUGUUGUUUUUGAGAACGUGGUGGCGCUAGUGAUGAUAAUAGUGAAGUGGGCGAUCCCGGACAUGUCGGGCGAGCUGCGCGACCGCAUCCGGCGCGAGGCGUACGUCAUCAACAGCUUCAUACUGGACGAGACGCGCGCGCGCACGCUCGCCGAGCGCGGCAACUCGCGCACGGACGCGCGCUCGGAUGCGCGCUCGGAUGCGCGCUCGGAUGCGCGUGCGCAAGGUGAAAAAAGCGAUUCUGAUUGGAACCACAUAGCGUCACUGUCUGGGUCCGACUUCGAUCUGGCCGCGCAUGGUGACCAUCAGAACAUCGCGGACAUCGCUAAACAUGUGGUCACCAACUCGCCGAAACAGGAGCGACCCGGACCGGCGCAUGUGUAGUCAUUGUCGUCAAU